GGUGCGCUGUGUCCCUCGGACACAGCGGAUCACCGAUCCAUGUAAAGAGCCGAAGAUGUCGGCUCGGUCAUGUGAUCAGCUGUGUCCAAUCACAGCUGAUCACAUCAGUGCCACCUGUCAGUGUCCAUCAGUAUCAGCUCUCAGUGCUCAUCCAUGCCACCAGCCAGUGCCCAUCAGUGCCACAUUUCAGUGCCCAUCAGUGCCACAUCGAUGCCACAUAUCAGUGCCUAUCUGAGCUGCCUUUCAGUGUCACCCAUCAGUGCCACCUAUCAAUGCUAGUCAGUGCCACCUAUCAAUGCCAAUCAGUGCCACCUAUCAGUGCCAGGCAGUGCCGCCUCAGUGCCAGUCAGUGACGCCUAUCAGUGUGCAUCAGUGCCGCCUAUCAGUGCCAUAUAUGAGUGCCGCCUAUCAGUGCCAUAUUUGAGUGCUGCCUUUCAGUGCCCAUCAGUG
Staurois parvus is the source of this 450-nucleotide messenger RNA. NCBI's taxonomy places the organism in Eukaryota, Metazoa, Chordata, Amphibia, Anura, Ranidae. The record is from the annotation of a GenBank genome assembly.